AUGCCUGGCAUCGAUCCCCUGAUCAUCUGUCAUCGCCUAUACGUCAACCUAGUCAUCAAGCCUGUAGCGCAGAAGAGACGCAACUUCGCCCCCAAGCGGGUCGCCAUCAUUGAAGCCAAGAUCGACAAGCUUCUAGCUGCCGGUUUCAUUGAAGAAGUCUCAUACGCAGAAUGGCUGGCGAACGUUGUUCUAGUAGCAAAGAAAGAUAAAGGCCUGUGGAGAGUGUGCGUCGACUAUACUGACCUCAACAAGGCAUGUCCUAAAGAUAACUUUCCACUGCCGAGAAUUGACCAGCUCGUCGAUUCAACUUUCGGCAAUCAACUGCUAAGCUUCAUGAACGCCUACUCCGGUUACAACCUGAUCAUGAUGCAUGAAGAUGACAAGGCAAAGCCCUCUUUCAUCAUCGAAAGAGGUACCUACUGCUACAAGGUCAUGCCAUUUGGGCUGAAGAACGCCGGGGCAACCUACCAAAGGCUGGUGAACAAAAUUUUCAAGGAGCAAAUCGGCAAGACUAUGGAGGUCUACGUAGACGACAUGCUAGUCAAAGCUCUUGAGCGAGCAGACCACAUCGAGAAUCUUGCCGAGGCAUUCAGCCUACUCCGAAAAUACAACAUGAAGUUGAACCCGAGCAAAUGCACAUUUGGAGUCUCGUCCGACCGAUUCCUUGGAUACUUAGUCACCCAAAGAGGAAUUGAGGCACAUCCAAAUCAAAUCAAGGCUAUACUCAACAUGAAGUCAACUGCCACAACAAAGGAGAUACAAAGUCUAACGGGUAGGGCGGCAGCUCUCAACCGAUUCCUCUCUAGAUCUACCGACAAAUGCAGGCCAUUUUUCAAAGCCUUGAAGAAGGGACACAAAGACAAGUGGGAUGACGAGUGUGAAGUAACUUUUCAAAACUUGAAAACUUACCUCACUUCACCUCCAUUGCUCUCAAAGCCGAUACCAGGCGAAGACUUGUACAUCUACCUAGCGGUGUCCGACUCAGCUGUCAGCUCAGCUCUCAUCCGAAAAGAGCUGGGGGCACAACAUCCGGUAUUCUACACUUCAAAAGCUCUCCUCGAUGCAGAGACUCGCUAUCCGAAAAUGGAGAAGCUCAUUUUUUCGCUUGUGGUUUCUGCGAGAAAGUUAAGGCCCUACUAUCAAGCACACCGGAUAAUUGUCAUAACAGAAUUUCCUUUGAGAUCGAUCCUUCACAGCCCCGACGCUUCUCAGCGACUCAUGAAAUGGGCUAUCGAACUCAGUCAAUACGACCUCCUCUACUGGCCGAAGACUGCUAUAAAAGCCCAAGCUUUAGUAGAUUUUGUUGUAGAGUUUACUCCGACAGCCAAAGAAGAGAAGAUGGUCACGAAAAGCAAGGAAAAAGCGGACGACACCUCCCCCACCGAUUCGAACCUACCUAACGACCUGUGGCAAUUGCAUGUAGACGGAGCAUCAAAUCACAAAAGAGCGGGAGUAGGAGUCGUCAUAAUCACCCCAGACGGAACCUUGUUGGGACAAGCUAUCACACUAGGCUUUUCUGCUUCAAACAACGAGGCAGAAUAUGAGGCACUGCUUGCAGGACUACGCCUAGCGAAAGAACUGUCGAUCAAGAGACUGGCCAUCUACUCAGACUCCCAACUGAUCACGAAUCAAGCCUCAGGCGAGUACAUGGCAAAGCAUCCAAAAAUGGUCCAGUACCUCGACAAAGUCCAAGGACUUUUGAAAGAAUUCCCUACUUUCACCAUCCAACAAGUUCCACGGGCAGAGAACACUCAUGCAGAUGCGUUGGCGAGCCUAGGAUCAGCAUUGGACACCCAGUUCAGACGCUCCAUCCCAGUUAAACACCUUGACCGGCCAAGCAUCGAAGAAAUAGAGCCGAUCGACUCAAUGCAGAUUGAUGAGGACCCCAGCUGGCAAGACCCCAUCAUCGACUACUUAGUGAAUGGAAACCUGCCAACGGAUAAGUCCGAAGCUAGGAAGGUCCAGCAGAAGGCCACAAGAUACUAUAUGCACAGCAGCAAGCUCAUCCGUAGAUCAUACUCCGGCCCUUAUCUCACCUGCAUAAAGUACCCUCAAACACUUGAAGUCCUCUGCAAAAUUCACGACGGCGAGUGUGGCAACCACUCAAGGGGCAGGUCACUCGCCCAGACUCCGCUAAAUAUGUCAAAAAAUGUGAUCGUUGCCAACGAUAUAAGCCGAUCCCUAAUCUGCCUGUCGAAGUUUAUCAUCCGCAAAACAGUCCAUGGCCAUUCAUGCAAUGGGCCAUCGACUUAG
This is a messenger RNA of Prunus armeniaca (apricot), 2253 nucleotides long. The record is from the annotation of a GenBank genome assembly. NCBI's taxonomy places the organism in Eukaryota, Viridiplantae, Streptophyta, Magnoliopsida, Rosales, Rosaceae.